Molecule: messenger RNA, 1692 nt
Organism: Pyricularia grisea
Lineage: Eukaryota; Fungi; Ascomycota; Sordariomycetes; Magnaporthales; Pyriculariaceae
Exons: 1
Coding region: 1-1692 (563 amino acids)
Source: RefSeq, a predicted model, not a curated record
AUGAAGAAGAAGGCCACCGACCAGCUCGUCUACGAGUCGAUCUUUCCACGUCCUAAACCGACCGAUCCAUAUGACUUCCCCAGCUUCCUGGAGCGAAACCUCGUCCUCGAGGUUCGCCAAGAGGUGCAUUCCUUCUUCGGAUACAUAAGCGACUUGGAGUCCAAGUAUCCGGGAUUAGACUACACACACCCGACGCAUCGCAUGCGACUCAGCCGCUGGUAUUGGCAUGGGCGUCUUUUCUGCGCAUUUGAUUCACUUGGCCUGACCGACGCCGAGAUCCACGGACUUACAAAGUGGGAAGGCACAAAGUGGGCCAAGGAGCGCUACGAGAAGGAUCAAGGUAUCAUCAUCCGUGACACCACGGCCGAUUUCAUCGGACAAUGGGUACCGCCCGAAGAGCGCCCGGCCUCACCUUCCUCCUCGAGCAGCCAUGGUGACCAGGAGGCGAGGGCCGAAGAUAGCGACGAUGAGGUUCAGGCGAGCGUUGGUGUUGAGCUUAACGAGCGUCUAGUCCAGCGGGCGGCUGCUCAUCUUGCUGGUGACAUGUCUGAGCCUUUGGACGAGGAGUGGGAGCAGUGGCUCAAGGCUGCUCUCGAGGCGGGUGAGUUUCCUUUGAUCGAAGCCGAGCUGCAAAACCGGCAGGCGGGUAACAGACCAUUCGACAUCAACUUGGCACAUGUCGUACCGCAACAUAUUAUGGCCGCAGCAACCUCGGGGCGCUGGAGCGAUGUUCCAAGUGCAUUGCAGAGCAUUUUACGUCCAGAGUUGCAGCGAGCUGGCCGUAACAGGCCUGAGGCGCGUGUCCCCUUGAGCCAGAACUUCGCACGCAGGACCCCCAGUGAAAGAAACUGGCUUGCCGCCUCACGCUCUGUCAGUGCUAGACGACCCGUUCCUGAAGCAGAGACCGACCAGACAAGCUUAGCAGAUCCCGUCCAACCACUGCCUUCUUCUCGAGAAAGGGAGUUCACACCAUCGUAUGGAAACCGGCCAGUCGAGCACACGAGACGACGGGCUGCAGACCGCCUCGAAGCCGAGGCCGUCGCGGCUGCGGCUCUGCUCGAGAGGCCCCAUGAAGGUACCCCCGGCAGACGAGCUGAGGCCGAGUUUUUCCUCACGCGGAUCGCGGAAAGGAAUAGACUUCGAUCCAGUCUCACAGAGCGUAGACCAACUCCGGAGACAAGAAGAGUCACAUCAUCAGCCAUGCCACGGCCAACCGCAACAGUACGCGUACCAACCCAACCCUCUCAGAUCAACCAUCAGGAUUCCCGCGGGUCAGCAACCCCCUCUGCCAGCGCCAGCGCCACAGCCACACGCACCUCAUCCCCGGCUCACCGACCACCUGGUUCUCUAUCCUCCGACCUUGAGGCACUCAGCAGGGCCCGCGAAGCCGUCAUGAAUCGCGCGGCCGAGGCUGCUUCAGAACAACAAGCUAGCCCCAACACCCCACCGUCAGAGCAAGAGCGUAGACGGCUUCGGUUGCCCACCACAGAGGAGCUCAUGGCCCUGGAGGAGGCUGCAGCAGCAGAUCGUCGAUCCUUACUCAACAUCCAACGUGACCUCACGAACCUAACACAAAGGUAUCACGAGUUGAGUGCCUCCAACGUAGCUGAGCCCGGAGCAGCUAGGCGUCGGAUCACGGUGCGGAUCCCUAGCAUAGGUCCUGCCCCGCCCACCACUGAGCACACCCCGUAG